CACUGCGCAGUGCUUUUUCUCUGCGUCAAAGGUUUAGAUAAUUCAGGGGGCGCCCCGAUCCGGCCCUUUGACACUCGCGGCUUGCGAGCCCUGACUGCGGUGAUCGAUCGGGCAAAGCUACCGUCUACUUUUGGCUACUGUGGCUACUGCCAUAUGGCCAUGGCUGCCCCUGGUCGAUGAAGCCACGGCCGUCGGCAGCCGGGCCAUGCCUCAUCAUGCACACGCUGCCGGCGCUGAUGGCGGCUCUCGGCGCCGGCGGCGACGGCAUGUCGGUGACGAGCUUCGGCGCGCGGCGGCCAUCGCGCGUGGCGCGCGCGUCGAACUGGACGGACGCCGCCCGGCUCCUCGCGCAGCACCCGCGCGCGACGCUCUUUGUCACCGGCCAUUCGAUGCGCUGGACGGACGCGGACGUGGUCGUGGCGCUGGCGCCGAUCGCGAGCGCGGCGGGCGUGCUGCACGCGGACGACCGGCAGGUCACCGUCGACGCGCGGAUCACGACCGCCGCGCUCCUCGACGUCGCGCUCGCGCGGGGGCGCUACAUCGGAGGGUUCCCGGACGCGAGCGACCUCUCGGUCGGCGGCGUCGUGCGCAUCGGGGGCGUCGGGCCCAGCAGCGCCUCGCGCGGCCUGUUCGCGGACAACGCCCGCGCGUUCUACGGAUUCCGACGAGGAUCGACCAAAAUAGAGGCCCUGGACCAGGCGGAGCUCGGCGAGAGCGUCCUCACGCGCGUCGUUUUUGAUUGGUACCGCGUCGGCGGGAUGAAAUUCACGCGCCGCUUCCACGACGGAAGAUACGGCGCUCGCCGCGUCGCGGACCUCGCGCCGGACGUCCUCUUCUUCGAGCAGGACUCGGACGCCUUCGGCAGAGGCACCAUCAAGACGGCCGUCGCCGACGCGUCCGCUUCCGUUCCCGCUACGCUCCGUCGCAUCCGUCUGCUGCACAACGAGGCGCUCGAAUAUACGAACGAGCACGUCGCGGCGGGGCGCGUGCCGCGGUGGAUUUGCCGCUGGUUCGCGUCAUCCGCUGCCGCCGACGGCUUCAUUCGAGCGGCGCGGAGCUGCGUGGCGAAUGACACGGCGUUCCAUGUGCGACGAGAUCGCAGUCGGCGCCUCGGGGUCUGCAUCUUCUCGUGGGGACGUACGCACGCCGAGGCGGAGCCGCGCGGGCCUUUGCUGGAGGCGGUGCGCCACUGCUACCCGCGGCUGCUCGUCGAGAGCGCUGAGUACCCCAUUUAA
Pelagomonas calceolata is the source of this 1235-nucleotide messenger RNA. The record is from the annotation of a GenBank genome assembly. NCBI's taxonomy places the organism in Eukaryota, Pelagophyceae, Pelagomonadales, Pelagomonadaceae.